Messenger RNA from Uranotaenia lowii, 7768 nucleotides. RefSeq names its product zinc finger and SCAN domain-containing protein 2-like. Bases 5514 to 7550 code for a protein of 678 amino acids. The transcript has 2 exons. Lineage: Eukaryota; Metazoa; Arthropoda; Insecta; Diptera; Culicidae. The record is from RefSeq and is a predicted model, not a curated record.
CCUAGAGGCAUUUAGAGUCGAACCAGACACCCAAAUAUUUAAAACUAAGAGAUUGAGUUAGAGUUCUACCCAUCAUAAGGAGCUCUAUUUGAGGAGGGGAAUGCUUCCUUGAAAAAACUACUAACUCGGUUUUACUAGGCGAAAACUCGAUGCCUAGAUUCCUGGCCCAAUAUGAUAAAUUAUUAAGAGUUUCUUGUAACGGAGGUUUAAUUUGGGUGCCUUUUUUACCUGUGAUAUGAACAACACAGUCAUCCGCAAGCUGUCUUAGCGUGCAAUUUUGUGCCAUACAAGCAUCGAUUUCUCGGACAUAAAAGUUGUAUAGCAGGGGGCUUAAACAUGAGCCUUGGGGUAGACCCAUGUAACUAAUUCGUUCAACUUUGGUUUCUCCAUGGCUAAAAUGCAUGAUUUUUUCAGACAACAGGUUAUACAGAAAAUUGUUCAAAAUUGGUGAAAGUCCGCAAGAGUUAAGAUUACUAGAUAGCACUUCUAUGGACACCGAAUCGAAUGCCCCUUUGAUGUCCAGAAAUACUGCCCCCAUCUGCUCUUUUUGGGCAAACGCCAAUUGAAUGUCUGAUGAAAGUAAUGCUAGACAGUCGUUCGUACCCUUGCCCCUACGGAAUCCAAAUUGUGUACUUGACAACAGGUUGUUUGAUUCAACCCAUUUAUCCAGCCGAAAGAGAAUCAUUUUUUCGAGCAAUUUCCGGAGACACGAGAGCAUUGCAAUCGGCCUAUACGAGUUGUAAUCAGAAACUGGUUUUCCCGGUUUUUGGAUGGCGAUGACUUUCACUUGUCUCCAGUCAUACGGAACAAUGUUCAGCUCCAAACACUUAUUGAAUAAAUUCAACAAGCGUUUCUUAGCGGUAUCUGGCAGAUUCUUCAACAAGUUGAAUUUGAUUCUGUCCAGUCCGGGAGCUGAAUUGUUGCAAGACCAGAGCGCAAGUGAAAGUUCGACCAUCGAGAAUUGAUCCUCCGUUUCGGAACUAUUCUCUGUAUCCCGAUAGUGUUUCUGAGCUGGUGCUGCGUCCGGGCAGACCUUUUUCGCGAACUGUAUCAGCCAUCGACUUGAACUUUCUUCAGUUUCGUUCGAAGGAGUGUGAUUUCGCAUGUUUCGUGCCGUUCUCCAAAGCGUGUGCAAAGACGUUUCUCGAGAUAACCCAUCCACAAAUCGCCGCCAGUACCCCCGUUUCUUGCCCCUGAUCAAGUUCUUGAACUUGCGUUCCAAGGCCAAGUAACGUUGGAACUUCUCUGGCAAUCCGGUUCUGCGAAACUCAACAAACGCCUUGCACUUUUCUCCUCGCGCGCGUGAGCAAUCUCCAUCCCACCACGGAGUGGGAGGCCGUUUCUGUAUCGUCGAGCUUUCAUUCCGUCUGACCUGUGCUCCGAUUGCACAGUCCACAAUUGUUCCAGAAAUAAAACUGUACUCUGCCUCCGGAGACAGUUCGUCUGUUGAGUCGAUGGCUUCAAUGACAUCCGAUGCAUACUUUUUCCAAUCUAUAUUCCUUGUGAGGUCAUAAGGAAUAUUGAUUUCUUCGAGUGGACUACGACCACUGAUGAUAGAAAUAUUGAUAGGCAAAUGAUCGCUUCCCUGAGGGUCUUGGAUUACCUUCCACGUACAAUCCAAACUCAGAGAGGAAGAAGCUAAAGAAAGGUCUAAAAUACUAUGCUGUGAUUGGGAUCCAUUAAUUCGAGUCACAUCCCCAUUGUUUAAGACAGUCAUGUUGAAGUCGUCGCACAGCUCAUAAAUAAUGUUAGCACGUUCAUCAUCACGUGAGCUACCCCAGCCCACGCCAUGGGAGUUAAAAUCUCCCAGAACUAGCCGGGGUUCUGGCAGAAGUGAAAUAAUAUUCGCCAAUUGGUUCCGGCUAACGCUUGAAGAUGGCGGAAUAUAAACCGAGGCUAGACAAAGGUCUUGACCUUUUAUUCUAGCUUGGCAACUAACGACUUCAAUACCUGGAGAUGGUUGUAGUGGAAUACGAUAGAAAGAGUGGCAUUUCUUGAUCCCCAAAAGAACGCCGCCCCCUCUUUGCCCAUCACGAUCCAGGCGAAUUAUGUUGUGGCUAUGGAAGGGGAAAUCUACGUUUGGAGAGAGCCAAGUUUCGCAUAAGGCGAACACAUCACAAUUCAAAUUGUGUACCAAUAUUUUAAAUGGGUCUAAUUUUGGUAAAAUACUUCUGCAGUUCCAUUGCAAUACAGAAACAAUUUCUCUCCCCUCAUUGGAUGAAUUAUCCAUCGAAAGAAAUUGCUUCUGCGAUGAGGGUCAUUGUGAGAGCUUUCUUUUUCAAGAAUUCUCUCAAAAGGGGUACAAACAUAUUAACCAUAGUCCUCCAUCCUGCUGGUACACUGAAAAAGUCCAGGAUGAACGCAACAAUUUCCGAGAAUUUCAUCUUACCAUCAGCCGAAAAGCUGGGAAAACCAUUUGACGAUGGAUCAGAUGCAGUUUCUCUGGGAAUUGUUGCAUUCCUGUUAGCUACUGAUGGGCCUGAAUUCUGAAGGAAAGCCUGGGGUUUUGACUUCCCAGAAAGUGGAGGAAAGUCCUUCGGGGACGGAUUAAAACCCGGAGGACUUUGAAUAGGAGGGUUAGAAUUACUAUUUCCACUCUGAGGAUUUCUUUUAGUAUUAAGUUUGCUGGCAGCUACUCUGGUUUGGGUUUUAGUGAUGCGUUUCCUUUUUGGAGCCUGUGAAACAUUAUUUUUUGAAAAUGGCUCAGUUGAUGUUCCUUCACAUGGAUCCUCCCCUUCGGACUCAUGGUCACUUAGAAGGUUAAACUGAUUCUCUGAGACGAUUGGCAAAGACUUCAGAACCAUGUCUCUAUAGGACAUUUUUACACGAUUUUUCAAAGAAGUCUUGAUUUUUUCCCGGCGCGAUAUGUACUUCGGACACGCCGAGAGAGCAUGAGAUGCUUCCCCAGUGCAAUAUAAACACCUGUUUGCUGCUGGUGUUGUACACGAAGCUUCCUCAUGCUUCUCCCCGCACUUAGAGCAGCGUGCCUGAUUGCAGCAGUAGGCGGCCGUAUGAUCCAACUGCUUGCACUUCUGGCAGAACAUGACCGAAGGCACAUAAAGUCUCACAGGUAGACGAACCUUCCCGAUCGCAACGUAAUCAGGAAGUGCAGUGCCGGAAAAGGUAACCCGAAAAGAGUUCGACAGGGAAAACUUUCGUUUUUCCCCCUCGCCAAAUGCUGAUUUUAAUUGUCGCGCGUCCAACACCUUGACCAUUGGAAGAGCAGGAUCCUUGAAUCGGCCAACCCCUGAUUCCAUUAGGUCAUCGACGGUCAAACCCUCUUCGGUUACCACUCCGUCGAUUUCCACGUCACGAGCGGGAACGUAAACGCGGUACUCGAUCGUAAAUCUCUCGUCACAAGCAAUGGCGUUUGCUUCCUUCAAGCUACCAACAACAACGCGCAUUUUGUUCCGACUCAUCGGCUGGUAGCUGACUACGGAAGAGUACGAUCGGUCGAGGUCUCGGGAAAUCGAAAUGGUAUUAAGAGGUUUUGAUUUGGACCGGAAAUAGACUACCCAGGGUCCCGUCGAUUCAUUUUGGUAAACCCGACGGCGAGGGGCAGAUUUGGUCUCUUCAUUAUUACUUGAGGGAGAAGGGGUAACUUUCUGUAAUUUUACAGGAGUACAGUCUAAUUGUGGUGAGCUUGGGGUUGGUGAAGAAAUCUCGUUAUUUGAGGGGGAAGGGGUUUUGCCGAAUAUGAAGGGUUCCGGCGAAAUAGAUAAUGCACAGGGUUGGUGAGAAGGAGAGGGAAUAUCUUCGGUAUCUGAUAUAUACAUAGGUGUAUACGGAUGGUCCUCAUUUCCGAGGACUAGUUUCUCGGAAACAUUCCCUUCGGAAAGAUCCUCUCGAAAGGGGGGAUCCUUACCUGCCUCGCCGUCGUCAUCCAUUAACCAGUAUCUUUCCGAAUUAAUGGGCUCAAGCGAAGAACAAAACCAGAGAUUUGAUUAGAAGAUAAUAAAAAGUAAAAAGUGAAAAGGUAAAAAAUUAAAUAAAAUAAAAUAAAAAUAAAAACGAAAUCAAAAAAGGAAGAACGAAGCGAAAAAAAAAAACAAUAAAAAAAAACCGAUUUUUUUAUCGGAAAAAUACUUUUUUAAACCCGCCGUGUGUCGGUCUGCUGUCCAACCAAAACGUGGUGCAUGUAUUGUUUCCCCUUGCUGGCUGCAAGUGUGAACAACUGCCCAGCCUAUUGUCUUCUGUUGUGAGGACGAUCACUGAUUCAGCCAGUUGGAGUGAUGAAAACUUUCACUCGUCACUGAUUUCGAUAACGCGAACAAUCACUUUGUUACCUGGUAACGGCACUUCACUCCGGAUUUGUCCGGUAACAGAUUUAGAUGGCAACGAAACUAAUAUAUAUAGAACUUGUUUCGCGAUACACUAGCGGAAAAAACACUACCGUCUUCCUCGAGUGAUGCGAGACGAAUGAAGUUCUAUGUGUUCUGAAUCGUUAAACUUUAAGAGGUUUUCAAGCUGAGCCAGGUGGGUGUCGACUCCUUGACCGGCGCGGAACGCAUGCUGGCGAGAAGAAUUCUAUUGUGUACAUAAUUUUGGUUCUGUAACGGUGUGUGUCAACGGUUCAAGCUUAAUCUAUACGCCAAUAGCAUUUAGGAUUUUACCACAGACAACAGAUACCCAGACUGACCACUGAAGGCUGAUUUUGGCGCCCGUUCCGCAGCGCUAUCGACAGGUUAUCGUGAAACAAACGCGCACCUACAAGAAAGAAAAAAUCUUACACAAUCAUCACGAUCUUUAACACUGAGAUACAGUAAAUUAAGCAAUUUCACAUAAAACAUAGAACAUAAAAAUUCGCACAUUUUUCUCUCAGAACGCAAACUUGUAUCUGAAGAUUAUUAUUUUUAAAACUCAAGAAAAAAAAAUCUUCCAAAGUUUGUUAAUUUUCAAUACAAAUUCACACAUUGAAAGACCUCUACAGCUAAUAUAUUUCGCCUUUAUUUUGCAAUCUAGAUGAGGUCCUAAAAAUCCAGAUUUUCUUCUUCGCGGUGUCUUGAUUUUUGACAAAUCCACCUGGCAUCCCUGAUCAGACAAUGCGCGCAGGAAGCAUGCAAGAAGAAGAAUGUUGUUUAUUGAUCUUUCUUUUACGCAUUGAUUGUGGUUUCUACAAAAUAUAAGUUUAAGUCUUUAAUUGGGGUGGGUGCUUAGCUCAAUUGGCAAGCGCGUUUGGCUAGUAAGCCAGACUAUCAGGGUUCGAUUCCCACUACCCUCAACUUAGGUUAAGGAAAUUUUGUGAGUCUUCGGACAUAAAAGUAAACACAUAACACAUGUAUUUGUAAUACACACAGAACAAGAAGCAAGAAUUGUAAACUCUAAGGAGUAUAAAAAUUGUAAACUCUCCGGAGUAUAAAACGAAUACCGCUGGUCAAUAUAGUCUCAGUAACUGGACCAUUAACAGGAGCUUUGCCGAUAAAGCAGUUCCGAGUCGUGCUAAAAAUAGCAUCGGCGACUAGAAAAGAAGAAGAAGAAGAAGAAGUCUUUAAUUGAUUCCAGUUUUUCGGAAAAUGACGAUGGUUUGCGUAGUACCGACCUGUGGCGUGGAGCGAUUCAGUGGUCAUCGAAUGCGGAAGCUACCUCGACACCCGGAAUUGGCCCAUCGAUGGCUGCAGGCAAUUGAAAUCGGCUGUCAGCAGCAAAACAUUCCAUGGGAUCGUAAGAAUUGGAUUUCAGCGGAGAUUUGCGACGACCACUUCGAUGAAGACAAUCCCCUAUGCCCUUCCGGAGAGUAUCUUGAACCUUCACGAUUUCGCAACAGUUCAGGGGAUGCCUUAUCUGUAAAGUCAUGCCGAUUUUGCUUACAAUUUUAUCAGCAAAAUGAAGUGACAGAUCACAUGGAUUAUUAUAUGAAACUACGUUGUCCUGAGUUGAUCACUUUGAGGUCAAUCAACAAACUAAUAGCCUCGAGUAAAAACUUUUCCAGAUUUAUUUGUUUGGAAUGUGCUGCAAAACUUGACAUACUACAAUCGAUUCUUCUAUUUUUCGACCAUUCUUAUGAGUGUUUUGAAUCUCUGGAAGCAUCUCUCAACUUGAUGAAUCACGAUAGCAUCUUAAAAUCUGAGAUUGGAAACGGCUUCCCUGAAGACUCGAUUCUAGAAGAAGGCCGACAAUUGGAGCUAGAAUCCAGAGAAGUGAUAAUCAAAGAUGAAAUUCCAGAUGACGAAACAACCGACUUUAACCAGGGGAUAGGAUUUGCAAGUUAUGUAACGAUCAUCAAAGCCCAAAGUCUACCAUGUGUUGAAUCUACUUCUAGUUUUACAAACACCGGAGAUUUAGUUGAAAAUAAUCCAACAGCCACUGAAUCGUUUAACUGCUCGGAAUGUGGAAAAUAUUACUCAACAAAAGAUAAACUUAAACGGCACAAAUGGUACGCACAUAAAACAUCAGAGAAACCACGUCGAAUGUGGAUUUAUGAAUGUGAGUUAUGCAGAAAUGAGCAUAGGAAGCUAGCCGACUUAGAAAGUCAUAUAAAAAAGGAACACAAUGGAGAAGAUUAUCCUUAUUUAUCGUGCAAGGAUUGCACGAAAACAUUUUCCUGUCGAAAAAGUCUAUUUCGUCACAGUUCAUGCCACACAGAAAUGAAACAUCAAUGCGAUAUAUGCAAUGAAUUGUUUUGUUUUAGAUACAGAAUGCUUCUGCAUCGUAGACAGCAUACAAAUCAUACUGAACACGGCCUCCCUGAAGGCUCAAUUGUAGACUCGAAAGACAGACAAUCAGGGCUAGAAACCAGUGAAUUAAUGAUCAAAGAUGAGAUUCCAGAUGAAACAAACAACUUUGUUCAAAACGCAGAAAUUGCAAGUGAUGUAACGAUCAUCAAAACCGAAGGUUUACCAUCUGUUAAAUCUACAUCUGUAUUUAAAAACUACGGAAACACAGUUGAAAAUAAACCAACAGUCAAUGAAUCGUUCAGCUGCUCUGAAUGUUAUAGAUGUUUCCCAACAAAAGAUAAACUUAAACGGCACAGAUGGUACAAACAUUCAACAACAAAGGCGCCCCGUCAGACGUUGAUUUAUGAAUGUGAAUUAUGCAAAACUAAGCAUAUGAGGCUAUCCGACUUGAACAGUCAUAUAAAGCAGGACCACACUGGAGAAGAGUAUCCUUAUUUGUCGUGCAAGGAUUGUACGAAAACGUUUUCCUGCCAAAUAAGUCUAGUUCGUCACAGCUCAUGCCAAACAGACACAGGAAAACUUCCUUUCAAAUGUCAGAUCUGCGGGAAAGGCUUCGCAAGGAACGCAAAUUUACGUUCCCAUAUAGUGCUGCAUAAUAACGAACGAAACUUUAAGUGUGAUAUUUGUCAUGAAACAUUCAACACUAAAGGCGUGUUGAAAAUCCAUCUCGAACGACACUCGGACGAGCGUAAGUUCGUUUGUAAUUUGUGCGGCAAAGCCUUGAAAUCGAAAAGCUCUUUGCUGGUGCACAUCAAGAGACACACGAAUGAACGCAAAUUUGAAUGCGAAGAUUGUGGGAAAAAAUACAAAACAAAGGAUUGUGUGAAAAAUCAUCGCCGAAUAUCAUGUAGGCCCGUCUCAGCUUUUCAGCUAUAAAAGUCCACAGGAGUGUCUCAUCGUAAGUCUUUCGACAUUUAAAAAUUUAAAGUGUUUGAAAAUCGAUGUAGAAUAUUCUUUUGGGGAUUUGUAAAUCUAUUUAAUUCCUAACAAAUCACUUUGGAAAGAUUUGAAUUCAUUAGAAAGAAACUUCCCUCGCUAAUUUAUCGAUAUUUUUCGCAUACUCACUGAGCUGGGGUAAAGAGGAAAAAGUCGGU